This is a messenger RNA of Cooperia oncophora, 534 nucleotides long. Lineage: Eukaryota; Metazoa; Nematoda; Chromadorea; Rhabditida; Trichostrongylidae. The record is from the annotation of a GenBank genome assembly.
AUGGAACUACGGCGAACGCUCGAGAGUCUCGGACUGCGAGCCAUCACUCAUACAUUCACCACAGAGGACUCGGAAGAGUUCGGUGUGAACAUGCUGAGUAUUCAACGCGGACCUCAUUAUGGGACUCCUAACGAUAAGGUCGUCGUUGUAGCUGCAAAUUAUGAUACCAAAGAAGGAGCCCCGGGGGUUGACGAUAAUGGCUCUGGUGUUGCGGGUGUGCUAGAAACAGCACGAACACUGGCUACGUUUGACCAUGUCUACGGACGGCUUAACACCGUUAUCUAUGCGUUUUUCGACAUGAAGCAUCAGAUGUUCCCUACAGCGGCACGAGAGCUAUAUGAGCAUCAACACAUGGGCGAUUAUAUCCAGGUGAUAGGACGUGAGCGGAAAGAUGAUGAUGUCCUUCAAAAGUUCUUCGACGCCUUCUACCAAUCGACGGCGAGGUUGACACAGGACUGGUCCUUUCAGCCAUGGCUUCUUUUGCUUCGUCUUCCUAUGCAUACCAUAACGUCUGUGGAUGACAUACACCGGUAA